AUGUAUCCGUUUGAAAGAUUGUUUUUUCAUCUGAAAAGAAAGGUGAAAAACAAGAACAAACCGGAAGGGGCAAUCGUGAAGCAGUAUGUUAACGAAGAAAUUACGUACUUCACAAAUUUUUAUUUUGAGCCACAUAUCAAGACAAAAGCCAAGAGUUCUUCUCGGUAUGGAGAUGAAGAUGAGAUGAUGUUUCAAUUUAAUCAAGUUGAUGGUUGUGAUAUCCCGGCUAUAUUCAACCAAAUAGGGAGAUUGAGUGGAAAAUCGAAAGAAAGAUGGUUAUCCGUCGAAGAAUGGCGUCAUGCUCACACAUAUGUGUUGUUGAAUUGUGAUGAAAUUCGACCAAUAGAAAGAGUAUUUGACGAGGAGACAAAGAGACUUAAUCCUGAUAUGAGUGAUGAAGAAUGUAUAGAUCUCAAAGAAUCAUCAUUUGCGGCAUGGUUACAAAAUUAUGUAUCUCAUUCUUCGGAGAAUUUUCCUAUUUGGAUACAAGAUUUGAUCCGGGGUCCAUCAAGAAUGGUGAAAUGUUGGCCAAUUAUGUUCACAAGAGGAUACACUUUCCAUACUUAUGCUCAUGAUUCAGAUCGAAAGACUUCCAACUAUGGGAUAUGUGUUAAAGGAGCAAAUUGUUGUGAUGUGGCUGAUGAACCAGACUUUUAUGGUAUCCUCCAAGACAUCAUGGUGUUAGAAUACCACGGUUAUAUUGGUUUGAAGAUGGUUAUAUUUAACUGUGAUUGGUUUGAUCCGACCAUUGGAAGGGGUAUGAGAAGAAAUGGAUCGGGCGGUUUUGAUAUCAACUUAUCCAAGAAGUAUUCAAAAUACGAUCCGUUUAUCCUAUCUUCUCAAGCGGAUCAAGUAUGUUAUAUAAGUUAUCCAACGUCCAAACGACGUCGAGAUCAUUGGAGAGCUGUCAUUAAAAUUCAACCACGCGGUGUUGUUCGUGAAGAAGAAGGUUCAACCGAUAUCCCAUUUCAAGAAAGACGCAUUGAUGAUGAUAUUGGUCAACAAUUCCGUAUUACGUAUUCACAGAACGAGCAACUUGUUGUAUCAAAUGAAGAGGAUGUUGAAUACGAUAAUUUAGUUGACGAUGAAAGAAAUGACGACAUUGAAGAUGAAGAAGAAGUUGAAGUAACAACCGAUGAGGAUAGUGAUUAA
Molecule: messenger RNA, 1152 nt
Organism: Tarenaya hassleriana
Lineage: Eukaryota; Viridiplantae; Streptophyta; Magnoliopsida; Brassicales; Cleomaceae
Exons: 3
Coding region: 1-1152 (383 amino acids)
Source: RefSeq, a predicted model, not a curated record